Molecule: messenger RNA, 1759 nt
Organism: Octopus bimaculoides (California two-spot octopus)
Lineage: Eukaryota; Metazoa; Mollusca; Cephalopoda; Octopoda; Octopodidae
Product: ADP-ribose glycohydrolase MACROD1
Biological process (GO): peptidyl-glutamate ADP-deribosylation; DNA damage response; purine nucleoside metabolic process
Cellular component (GO): nucleoplasm
Molecular function (GO): ADP-ribosylglutamate-[protein] hydrolase activity
Source: RefSeq, a predicted model, not a curated record
ACAAAACAAGGGAGACAACCGCUAUGGCGCUGAGCUUCAAUCGUUUCAUAAUUUGGUCAGAGGCGACAAUCCGUCGUCAUUCCAUUUAUUAUCGAACAGCCACAAACUGGACAUAUCAACAGCUGCAGCUUUGCCCGGUUUCUGCUAUAUCGAGAACCAAUCUAGCGACACCAUUCAGGUUAUAUUGCGACCAUAUAAAUUGUUGUUCACGUCUAGACCUGCUUGCUGUGGCUGAACAUAACACAUCUCCCUGGGAAGCACCAUUACCUCCCGACACUGAAAUAUUAUGUCAUAAAUUAUUCAGUCAUAGACAAACUGUGACGCUAAACCACAGACAUUUAUUGAAGUGGUUAACUUUCAGGUUUUACCGUUUUCUGUGUGUUUUACCAUUAAAAGUCAGUGGUAAUUGUGUAAAACGUAGAAACGAAGCCAACAUGUCGGAAAGUUCAUCGAAACCAACCAGUGCCGCUAAUCCUUCAACUCCGACUAAAGUUGCUGGUAACAACGAUAAGGACAUGGUCGAUUCUUUAGGGGCAGUCGAUGACAACCUUCAUUCAGGUACCAAUAACUCCUGCAAGAAGAAGAAAAGCACUGCCGGCGAUAAUGAACAACAGCAACAUCUGAUGAGCCGUGAAGAUGCUGGUGCCAACCCUGGUUAUGGCAACAACAACAACGACAAGCCGAUGGCGGGAAACCCCUCCGACAAGACCAGUCGUGAAGAAAAUGGUGAUUAUGAAGACAAGAAACAACCAAAACAUAAUAAACAGGAAGGAAGAGAAAGUUCAACUGAUUACAUCUCUAUCUCUAAUAUUCAAACAUGGCCAGAAUAUUUUAAAACUUCCAUUUCUCUCCCAAAAAGUGAUAAAGAUGUCGGAGAGAAACAAAGUGGGCGGAGUGCAGGAGAUGAUGUUAAAAUGUACUCAGUGAAUCCUGACAUUAAUAAAAAAAUAUCAUUGCACAAAGGUGACAUUACUAAGUUGAAGGUAGAUGUCAUUGUUAAUGCUGCUAACUCCUCAUUGCUUGGUGGAGGAGGAGUUGAUGGUGCCAUCCACAAAGCAGCUGGUCCAGAAUUGAAACGGAAAUGUCGAACCUUAGAUGGCUGUAAGACUGGAGACAUUGUGAAAACAGAAGGAUAUUGCCUCCCAGCAAAGUACAUAAUCCACACAGUUGGUCCGAUGGGAGAAAAAGCUGAAGAGUUGAGAAGUUGUUACCAGAAAUCAUUAAAUUCUUUAUUAAAAGAUGAAAGAACAAUUGCUUUUCCUUGUAUUUCAACUGGAGUCUAUGGUUAUCCCAAUGAUAAAGCAGCAGAAGUUUCCUUACAAACAGUACGGAAGUGGAUGGAAUCCAAUCAUGAAAAGGUUGACCGAGUUAUUUUCUGUAUUUUCCUGCCCAAAGAUGUAGACAUUUACAGAGAGAAGAUGCAGAAAUAUUUUCCCUUAAAUGAGAGAAAAUGUGCAGCAACAACAGCAGAGGAAGACAAAGAAGAACCAGUAGUAGUGAAUGUUGAAAGUAAUCAAGUUGCAGCUAAUGCAGAAUCUUCACUUAUCAGGGACACCAAGAAGGGUUCUGUCACCACCCAACAAUCAUAUAAAGGAUAGGGUGUGUGUCAAGAAUAAUGAAAUUUAAGAAACACAAUAACAACACUAAUUAAUUUGAAAUAUGGUAAAGCAGUCUUUGAGAAAAUAUUUGGGGUUGUUCAGCCAUCAUAUUGGUGGUGGUGUUUUGGUGUGGCAGCAUAUAUAAAAUGAGUUACAAUUUU